GCGCAUUCGUCAGGUAGCUGACGCUUUACGCGAUAAGACAAGGUUUAACUGAUAACCACUGCCCAAAUUCUACUCAACGAUGUUCAGUAGACAAACGCAUUACACGGAGAUUAUUCAGUUUUACCGGAUGUGCAAGUCAGGGCAAAAUUAAUUAAGUCUUUAAAAGUUGCAGUUGUCUUCAACAAAUACUUAUACAAUACUGCUCAUCUUUUGACAUUCAUAAAAUCAAUCAUUCGAGUAUUUUUUUCUUUGGCACCAUGCUUGGAAUUGGUCCUGCAACGCUGCAUUCGCACACGAAAAUAGUAUUACUGUUCCUCCAAAGCGAUUUGGUCAUCCCAUUCCCUGUGCUGUUGUCGACGAUAGCAGUGUCCUGUAUCACUGUGGGUGUGGCCGCCGUGCUGUACGUGAACAAGUCCAGAUCUUUGACCGUGACCUUACGGCAAGCAUUUAUAUAUGGACUUAAGCUUCACAUUCUACAACUUCUUGGACUGUUGUUCGAUCUGAAAUACCGGAUUUUCGACACACGCCGAGCAAAAUCAAUUCAAAAAAAUCUCCUUAAAAGUAUUUUACGAGCAAACAGAUCCACUGAAUACGGCAGACAGCAAGGAUUUGCCGCGAUUCACUCUCGCCAUGAUUUUCUUGCAUCGCAAUCAUUGACCAAUUAUGAACAUUAUAAGCACCACAUCCAGCGAAUGCAGCGAAAUGGCGCAAAGAACAUUCUAUUAAAGGAAAACAAUGUUUCGUACAUUCGGACGGCAGGGAUUUCAGGUUUUCCAAAGGUCAUCCCACAGGGAUCAGCGAUUGGCCAGUUUCGCAUCAAGUGCAUUUUGGCAAGGCAACGAUGUCGCCUCGUACCAUCAAAAUUACGGUAUCACCGAAACUUUCGACUGUCGAGUGAAAACAUGAAGUAUCCUAACGUCCCACCACCUACGGACAGCAACCGUAUUCGAUUGAUAUUGAAAUCGGAUUUGUUAGUCAAUCCAACGGGAGACUACUUGAUGCCGGAUGAGGACACAACGCGCUACAUCGAGACUCUUUUUGCAUUGCGCGAAGAGUCACUUGUGAUGAUCGAAGCGGUUUAUAUCUGGGAAGUCUUGCUCAUGUUUCAAUGUAUUGAGCUCAAUUGGCGCGAGAUGCUUCAUGAUAUUCGCCACGGAACUCUGAACGAUACUAAGGUCAUCGUUACUCCUGCGACCAAGGAGAAGCUCGUAAAGCAGCUUAGCCCAAUGCCCCAACGGGCGGACUAUUUGGAAAUGCUUUUUACAGAAAAUUUGCACAACAGACAAGGCUUUUACAACAUCACACGCCGCAUUUGGCCAAAACUUGCUGCUAUAAAUGGAAUAUCAACUGGACCAUUUGCCCAUUACGCAGAUAUCUUAACAAAAAAGUUUUGCCCAGACAUUCCAGUUUUCACACCCCACGCUUUCAGCACGGAAACUGGCAUUUUUGGGCGUAACUUAUGCGAUAAAUCUGUAACGACGAGCACUCAGUUUCUUCUUGAUAUCCACAGUGCUUUCUUUGAGUUUUUGCCACUUGGUAACCCGGAGGAAACGGACACAGUUUUUGUAGAGCAGGUGGAGAUUGGACAGCUGUACGAACUCAUCGUAACUACAAGAAAUGGACUGUACCGCUAUCGGACUGGUGACGUCAUUGAGGUUGUCGGCAAACAUCAUCAGUGCCCGAUAUUUGAAUUCUCACACCGGCGCUGCCAGACUUUAAGUAUCUUCCAUGAGAAUAUUCCAGAAACCGUGCUUCGAGAAGCCAUCUCAAAUGUCAACUCGGAGGCUCUCCACUGGAACCGCAAACACACCUCCGAGUCUCUUCCCAUUAAUGGAUUUAUCGAGAUUGCCGAUUAUUGUGCUUCACUCAGCCAAGGGCUCACUGGAUACUUUCCGUCUGACCUUAACCAUGUGCAGUUCUUUCGAAAUCCACAGUUUUAUAUCGUUUUCGUUGAGCUUCACGGCUUAAUUCAAGAGGAUAUCCACGCACUCGAAGAAAGGCUUUCCCAGUUGUUCGAGAACCAUUUUAAAGCAUACCAUGAUGCAUGUUCCGGCGAGUUAGCCUAUCUGCGGCUCCGAAACGAUGUCCAAAUUGGUGUUCCACGAAUAUGCAUUGUAAAGCCUGGAACCUUUAAGAAACUGCGCACAAGCCUGCGAAGAAAUGACGAUCAAGGGCUGCAUCCAUCACGAUUGCAGAUACCACGCGUUUUAAAAUAUCCGGAACACGCCGAACUGCUUUUCAGAAACCGCAUUAUCAGGCAUACAAAUGUGUAAUAUGCUUGUAUGUAUUGUACUGUGUAUUACCUGUUACACUACUUACUUACCCCCGCCUAAGCUGUCGAAUAGUGUAUUGUACUGCAUCUGCGAUAUGGAAAAUUUGUUGAUCACGUUGAUAAAGUGCAUGCUGUAUUUAACACAAAUUGUACGAGAACAGUACUAAGUUUCGUUUAUGUCUGUCAGCAAGUA
This is a messenger RNA of Paramacrobiotus metropolitanus, 2465 nucleotides long. RefSeq lists its product as uncharacterized. Lineage: Eukaryota; Metazoa; Tardigrada; Eutardigrada; Parachela; Macrobiotidae. The record is from RefSeq and is a predicted model, not a curated record. Gene Ontology annotation, cellular component: cytoplasm. The transcript is spliced from 9 exons. Gene Ontology annotation, molecular function: acid-amino acid ligase activity. The coding region runs from base 258 to 2273 and encodes 671 amino acids.